AUGCGGUCGUGCUUUAGCUGUGGGGAGGAUGGGCACAUGGCGAGGGAGGAUGGGCACAUGGCGAGGGAGUGUCCGAAUGCGGGAGGAGGGAGAGGUGGGAUGGGUGGGGGCGGGGAGGAGGACGAGGAGGAGGCAGAGGGGGGGCAGGGCGGGCAGAGGCGGCUUGAGCUGAAGGAGUCAGGGCACGGGCAGUGGGGCGAGCAGGGCAAGAGCUAUGAGCUUGUGUUUGACGGGGACGAGGAGGGGGGUGGUAGGACAGAGGGAGAAGGGCGGAGGAGUGUGCAUGCAGGGGUGGCGAAGAGGAGGGGGGAGGGCGAGGGAACGAAGCGUAGAGAAAGUGCUGCUGGCAGCGUGGAUGUGGCUGCUCUCACUGCCGACGCCCUUGCUCGCGCCCGGGCGAUUGCUGCUCGGGUGACUGCAGGGAGAGAGGAGCGAGGGGGUGGAGGAGAGGAAGGAGCUGCACGUGGUGCGAGUCCGAGGAGGGAUGGAAAGAGAGAGAGGAAGAGGAGGUGGGAUGCGGAAGGAGAGGGAGAGAGAGGAGCGAGCCGUGGUGGAGAGGCAGAAGAGGAGAGGGGGGGUGUGAGGAGGGAGAGGGAUGCAGAGAAGGGAAGACAGCGGAACGAUGCAGAGAAGGGAAGACAGCGGAAGGAUGCAGAGAAGGGAAGACAGCGGAAGGAUGCAGAGAAGGGAAGACAGUGGAAGGAUGCAGAGAAGGGAAGACAGCGGAAGGAGGACGAGAAGAGUGUGAAGGAGGCUGAGGAGGGAAGGAAGAAGUGGGAAAGGAGAGACGUAGAAUUGGAUAGAGAGCAUGAGGAAAUGAUGAGGGGGAGGAGAGGUGUCAAAUCUGUGAGGGUGGACGAUGGGAAGAGAGGGCGUGGCGGGGCUUCUGACAGCGAGGAGGAGGAGCAUCGGGGACAAAUGGAGGAGAGGCCAGGGAGGCCCGAUGCAGGCAGUGGGGACAGGCGGCGUGGGCACGAUGGGCAUGGCAGAGAGGAGUACCGCUGGAGGGAGGAGGACCGUGAGAGAGGACGAGGGGUUGACAGGAAGAGGAGAGACGAAGAGGGAGGAAUGAGAGUGAGGGGUGGAGAGGGGAGAAGAGGGAAGGAUGAAGAGGAGCAUGAGGAGGGAGGCAGAAGGGGAAGGCAUAGUGGGUAUUCAAGGGAUGAAGUUGUGAGUCCAGGGAGGGAGAAGGGGAGGAGUGAGAGGAGGGAAGCAGGCGGGCAUGAGUCGACAAAGUGGCGUGAUAGUGAGCGGAGGUGCAGAGACGAGGACAGGGAGGUAAAAAGGAGCAGGGAGGAGAGCAGGGAGGAAAAAUAUACAAGGACAGAAGAGAGCUUUGAGGGGCGGAUGAUCAGAGAUGUGAGCAGGGACAGCAUGAGGCACAGCAGGGAAGGGCAUGGCAUCCGGCAUGAAGGCGAGAGGAGCGUGAGGGUGGAUGAUUGGGAGGAUGUGCCCCGGGGGGUGAGACAAGAGAGGAGAGGUGGAAUUGAAGAGAGUAAGGAGCGAGGGGAUGGACGAGGAGGAAGGAGACAGGACAACCGGGGUGAGGAAAGGAGAGCAAGGGGAUGA
Molecule: messenger RNA, 1569 nt
Organism: Closterium sp. NIES-65
Lineage: Eukaryota; Viridiplantae; Streptophyta; Zygnematophyceae; Desmidiales; Closteriaceae
Source: the annotation of a GenBank genome assembly